AUGAAGACCCUGAUCACCCUUUCGUUCCUCUUUCUGGCCUUUACUCCGUUCGGCUGCGCCCAGGAGCCUGGAUUGACUUCGGCCAUUGCGCAACUCCCGUCGUGCGCGCUAUCAUGUCUUACUACCGCGCUCGUAGAAUCGCCAUGUCAACUCACAAACACAACAUGCAUAUGCACCAAUGCUCAAUUGCAGAGCAGUGUCGAGGGCUGUGUGCUACAGUCGUGUACAAUGAAGCAGGCUCUGACUACGAAGAAUGUCACGCAAACCGCUUGCGGUGCGCCCGUCCGCAGUAAGGUGCAGUCAUUGCGCGUGGUAAACAUUACCCUAGGGGUAAUCACCGCGGCAUGUGUUAUCCUACGCAUCACCUACAAGGCAGUCUUUACUGCUGGAGAGCUCGGAUGGGACGAUUACUUCGUAAUUGCAACAUUGCUCGUGGGGACGCCUAGCACGAUUAUGACAGACCGCGGCACGACAGCGAAUGGUCUCGGCAAGGACAUCUGGACGGUGCCGUUCACCCAGAUCACCAACUUUCUCCGAUGGUUCUACAUCAUGGAGAUCUUCUACUUCCUGGAACUCACCGUCUUGAAACUCUCGCUCCUCUGCUUCUUCCUGCGCAUUUUCCCCGCGCGGCUCGUAAAGCGGCUCAUCUGGGCAACUAUUAUAUUCGACGUGGUCUACGGGAUUGCCUUCAUGUUCGCCGCCGCCUUCCAAUGCAGACCUAUCAGCUAUUAUUGGGACAGAUGGGACGGCGAGCACUCCGGGAAAUGCCUCAAUAUAAACGCUAUAGCGUGGGCUAACGCGGCGAUAAGCAUUGCGCUGGACGUAUGGAUGCUUGCCCUGCCGCUCUGGCAGGUCCUGUACCUCAAACUGGGUUGGAAAAAGAAGGUUGGGGUUAUCAUGAUGUUCUUCGUCGGCACUUUCGUCACCGUGGUCUCGAUCCUCCGCCUCCAGUCCCUCGUUCACUUCGCGACCUCCACAAACCCGACAUGGGACCAAGUCGACGUCAGCAACUGGAGCACAAUUGAGAUUAAUGUGGGCUUAAUAUGCGCCUGCAUGCCCUCUAUCCGCGUCAUCCUUGUUCGUCUCUUCCCCAAGGCCCUCGGCUCCUCUAGAUACGCUUCGAACCAAUACUACUCCAAAUACGGCCGGAGCAAUCCGGGCCUCGGUAAGAGCGGGAACAAUUCAAAUGUACUUGGGAGUCGACUGGGCAGGGACCAGAACGCGACCGGGCUCAAUAAGAAUGGGAUAACGUAUACGAAGACGUUUGAGGUGCAGCAUGGGGAUAAUGAUGAGGAGCAGCUCGUUCAGAUGGACGACCUGAGUGGGAAGGGGAAGCCGCGGAGUAGUAACUCGAGUGAAGUGAGUGUGGCUAUCUCUCCUUUACCUACUUCUCCGGCUGCUGCACCGAGAACAUGA
This is a messenger RNA of Trematosphaeria pertusa, 1416 nucleotides long. RefSeq lists its product as uncharacterized. The transcript is spliced from 4 exons. The record is from RefSeq and is a predicted model, not a curated record. The coding region runs from base 1 to 1416 and encodes 471 amino acids. NCBI's taxonomy places the organism in Eukaryota, Fungi, Ascomycota, Dothideomycetes, Pleosporales, Trematosphaeriaceae.